GUUCAGGAUUGGAACAGUGAAAUUCUAGCUAAACAGAAACCAUUGGUUCCCAAACCUUCAGCAAAACUGUACUUUGUAAAUCGAUUAAAAGGGAAAAAAUACAAAAACAUUACUUCUUCUAAAGUUCUUCAGGAUGCUAGUAACUCUAUUGACCAUCGAUUAAAUUCACAGAAGAAAAGCAGCUUAGAAGUCCCUGGAGACGAAGGAUUUUUUGACUUGUUGAGCCGAUUUCAGAGCAACCGUAUGGAUGAUCAGCGAUAUUGUUUCCAGGACAGGAACAGACUGACAGUGGCUGCUUCUGCCACCCCAUCCAGAAUUAUGCAAAAAUCCUUUUCUGCUUCAAUGCUCUCUCCACAUACGGAUGAAUUUUUAGAUAUGCUUGCUAGUUCUCAGAGUAGGCGAUUAGAUGAUCAGCGAGCCAGUGCCAGCAAUUUACCUGGACUUCGUCUUAAUCAGCAUAAUAGUCAGUCAGUCCUUGGUCACCUAAUGGCCAGCAAGAACAGCGAACCAGAUGAUGACUUCUUUGAUAUAUUAAUAAAAUGCCAGGGCUCUCGAUUAGAUGACCAGAGAUGUGAACCACCACCAAACAUUCCAAAAGGGCCAACUGUUCCCGAUGAAGAUUUCUUCAGCCUUAUUUUGAGAUCGCAGGAGAAAAGAAUGGAU
Molecule: messenger RNA, 663 nt
Organism: Protobothrops mucrosquamatus (brown spotted pit viper)
Lineage: Eukaryota; Metazoa; Chordata; Lepidosauria; Squamata; Viperidae
Product: G-protein-signaling modulator 2-like
Exons: 4
Molecular function (GO): GTPase regulator activity; protein binding
Source: RefSeq, a predicted model, not a curated record